Cutaneotrichosporon oleaginosum is the source of this 1070-nucleotide messenger RNA. RefSeq lists its product as uncharacterized. Gene Ontology annotation, biological process: endoplasmic reticulum to Golgi vesicle-mediated transport; regulation of GTPase activity. NCBI's taxonomy places the organism in Eukaryota, Fungi, Basidiomycota, Tremellomycetes, Trichosporonales, Trichosporonaceae. Gene Ontology annotation, cellular component: TRAPP complex; cis-Golgi network; trans-Golgi network. The record is from RefSeq and is a predicted model, not a curated record.
GCAUCUCGACUCGACGUCUCAACCGCAAUGUCACAAGGUCACCGCCCCCCAUCGAGCGCAACUACUCCCCAUGCGCCUAUCGCCCCCGUGGCUCCCCCAGCCGUACACCAAAUGGCGGCGCCGGCGCCCAUGCUUGUCGACGCCUCCUUGCCGGCCUACCUCCUUCCCGAAGCACUCAACGCCUUGGCAGACAGUGCCGCCGCCGCCGUGCGCCGCAGGAUAGCGGACGAGACCGAAGCCGAGGGCGAAAGUUCGAGUAUGCUCGACGUGGGGAACAAGGGCAAGAGCAAGGCAGCUGACAUGCCGCUCCUUGUCAAUGCGGCAGUCGCAACGCGCGUCGAGCGCAUCGGGUACAUGGUCGGCGGGUACAUGGCAGAGAAACUCACAGCGGCGCGCCCACCCCUUGCAACACACCUCGACAUGAUCAAGUUCGUGUGCAAGGAUCUCUUCCUCCACAUCUAUGGCAAGCAGAUUGACAACCUCCGUACAAAUCACCGUGGCGUGUUCGUCUUGCAAAGCCACGCGUUUCCACCCCUUGAGCCGCUCAGCUCGUUCCGGGGAGCAGCUGCGGAUCUCGACGCCGCGCGCCACCACCUCGUGUUUCCACAGGCUCUGAUCCAAGGCGCACUGGCGCGUCUGGGCAUGCACACGACUGUGACGUGCGAGAGCUCACAGCUGCCACAGUGUACCUUCCAGAUCCGCACUGUGAAGAGUGCAAGCAGCCGCAAGGACAGUGCCGGGGCUGCCAGUAUUCUGGGCCCCAUGUCUCCACCAGCUCGGUAGAGUGUUGUAUAGAGGUAAUGUUGCAUGUGCACACCGUCUCUGUGACGGCGGGGCAGACUCCUAUGUUAUUUGCUUGGAGGCCAAGUCGGGGAACCUGUGAGCCAUGGCUGCCGACCCGGGUAGUGGAUAAUCACUUGGCCAACUGAGGAACGAGUGGUGAACGCAUCGAUUUUAGUCAAGGCGCUCAUAGGCAUAUAACGCUGCCCAUGUCUGCAGCACACGGGCUCCGGCCAAUACGUCAACAACGGCAAUGGAUAGUGGUCGACAUUCGGAGAUGAAUGCUAUGC